Trichoplusia ni (cabbage looper) is the source of this 1429-nucleotide messenger RNA. It is a transcript of the gene lark, whose product is annotated as RNA-binding protein lark. NCBI's taxonomy places the organism in Eukaryota, Metazoa, Arthropoda, Insecta, Lepidoptera, Noctuidae. Bases 167 to 1195 code for a protein of 342 amino acids. The transcript is spliced from 5 exons. Gene Ontology annotation, molecular function: mRNA binding; zinc ion binding. The record is from RefSeq and is a predicted model, not a curated record. Gene Ontology annotation, cellular component: cytosol.
ACAAUCAAGUAACGCGGUCUCGAUCUUUCAAUUUGUUUAGUUCAGGUCGCCAUUUUGUGCUCGAGCUCACUGUGCGAUUAAAACGUUAACCUGAGUAAUUGUAUAAUCUUGUGUUAUUUUCCUUCAGUUGUGAUUUGUUUACGCGUAGUUUUAUUUGGAAUCUAAAAUGCCGGGCGCCGGUACUUUCAAAAUCUUCGUCGGGAAUCUAUCCGAUAAAACGACGGACGCCGAUCUUAGACCGCUAUUCGAAAAGUACGGUACGGUCGUAGAAUGCGAUAUCGUCAGAAAUUACGGUUUCGUGCACAUGGAAAACGAGGAAGUCGGCCGCGAAGCCAUUCAGUUCUUAAACGGAGAGAUAGUUCAUGGCCAAGCAAUCAAAAUAGAAGCUGCCAAGAGCCGAAAGGCACCGUCUACGCCGACCACCAAAAUAUUCGUCGGUAACCUAACGGACAAGACGCGCGCGCCCGAAGUCCGCGAGCUGUUUCAGAAGUUCGGCACGGUCGUCGAAUGCGAUAUCGUUCGUAAUUAUGGCUUCGUGCACUUGGACGCGUCGGGCGACGUCAACGAAGCUAUCAAAGAGUUGAACGGUAUGAUGGUGGACGGACAGCCAAUGAAGGUGCAGCUGUCAACGAGCCGCGUCCGUCAGCGCCCGGGCAUGGGCGACCCCGAGCAGUGCUACCGCUGCGGUCGGGGCGGUCAUUGGUCUAAGGAGUGCCCGAAGGCCCUAGGACCAGACCGAAACGGUUUCCGCGAUCGAGCUUUCGGCCGCGACCCCUACCCCCCGCCGCCGCCGCCGCCGUUCCUUCGCGAUCGCAUGAUGGGAGGAUUUGGGGAUCCAUAUGAUGGGUACUACGAACGUGCGAGAUUCGAGUCGCCACGGGACUUGUUCGAGCGCCGGUACCCUGUGGGAGCUUCGCGCGGGCUAGAGAUGGGAGCCUCACGAGGUGGUCGGGGAGACUUCGUGUCUCCUCCACUGCGCCGUGAGCCGAUGCCGCCGAUGCCCAGUCUGCCACCCAUGCGCAGCUCGAUGGGAUCCAUGAGGUCGUCGUAUGAUGCUAUGUACAGCCGACGAAGUCCCCCUCAAGGACCACAAAUGUCCCGGGGAAUGUAUGAAGAUUUUAGCAGAGACACAUUUGAUGACAGAAGGCCGGGCAUGCGUGGACCAUCGCCCUCCAGAAGAUACGCGCCUUAUUAGCAUAAUACUAGACUAGAUUUAGUUGUCUAAAGCUCAGUUACAUCAAUUGUAAUUCACACUACUGACUGGCUGACAAUAGUUAGUACCGUUUUAUAUAGGUAAUUAUAAUUUGUAUAAGUUGAGGUGGGAGUGACUGAUGAGCGAUUUCCACAAAUGUGCGAUUGUCAUGGAAGCUUAUGAAUGUAUCUUGUGACUGAAUGUAAAUAAGUAAAAUUAAAUAUCAUUUUAAGUACA